AUGGACGAAUCUAUUUGUAUUGAAAAUUGCGAACCCGAUAUUUUACAAUGGGAUGUUCCUAGCAUGCAAGAAUUAUCGUUUUUAGAACGGUUAGAGAUUGAUGAGCCUAUUGCUGUUUGGUUCAAGUUCAAAGGGAAGUGGCAUGCAGGAAUAAAAUGUGCAAAAGAUGAUUUGCCAGUGUCAACUCAGAAAGACAAACCAGUUCAUGAUGAUAAGAACAAAUAUUUCAAUAUUUUUUCUCCAUCUGCAAAAAAUUAUUCUUGGGUUAAAAGGCGUUUUGUUCAAUCAAUUGAUGAAUUUCCUCAGCCUAUAGCAUAUGAAACUCAUCAACAUGGAUUGGAAACUGUACAAGACUUGACUAUUGCUCGACGGUUCACAAUGCAAAACCUCGUCAUUGAGAUGAUGAAUAUUAAAGAACAAAUUCAUUCUCAAGCUUUAAUCGAAGAUGCUCGCAAUAUAAUGGUUUGGAAGCAAUUUGCUAUGGAAGCUUCUGAUUCUAAAAGCUAUUCAGAUAUUGGAAGAAUGGUUCAGGGACUGCAAAAUAGCAUAAUGCAGCAUUAUAUAGUGGCUGAUUGGAAACUGCAUUGUUCUAAGUCUUGGGCUUAUCGAUGCGAGAUGGCAAAAACUGCCGAAGAAAUUGAGAUGAUAAAUGAGGAAUUGGUUGAUUGCAUUUUGUGGAAUGAUGUCUUCGGUCUCUGGAAUGUAGCACCAGAACCAAAAUUAGGUGAUGUAUGGAAAAAUUGGAAGCAUGAUGUAAUGAAAUGGUUUUCAAGAAAUCCUUUGGUUUCCAGCAGUAACGGCUCGCAGCCACAUGCUUCUAGUUCUUAUGGAUUGUGCCAAACAAGCUUUCAAGCUGGUUUUAAAAGGCCUAAACUUCAAAUGCUUCGUCCAUGCACACCUUCAACGCAUAAAAGUACCGUGGAGGUGCCCAUGGAAACUGAGUUUCCUAGUCAGUUUAUGAAUGAAUUGAGUGAUAUUGGAGUCGAGGGUGUAGAUUCUGAUGUUUCGCCCAUCACGGAAAUGGUAUCAAGGCCCAUGGAAGAUGAAGAAAGGCCUAUGGGUGAUGAGGAAAUGCCUAUGGAUGACGAAGAGGCUAUUGAAUUAUUUGUAGAACCUGAUAAUAAUAAGAGUCGACAGUGCGGAAAGUUUAUCAAAGCCAAGGGAAGGCAAUGCAGGAGACAAGUAAUUGGUAGUGAUAAAUAUUGUUUUGCUCAUUUCUCAAUAAAACCUGAAAAACAAGUUAAAGCUCCUACGCCUAUGUGUGGAGGUACAACUGUGGCUGGUUCUAAAUGCAAGCAUCACUCACUUGCUGGCUUUUCAUUCUGCAGAAAGCAUUUGAGCAGUGUUAAGACAAACAAUAGUUCAAAUUCAAAACGUCGUAGAUCGAAAAGGAAACCAAGAGUAAACUUCAGUGGUUCGACUUCAAAGAGAAGGGUUCGCGAAGACUUAGGUGUGGCACCUCCGAAAAGUCCAUUGGAUAUUGAUCCGGUGUCGGUCAUUAAGGAUGAUUAUUUCAUUGCAAGGAACAUCUUCGGAGAAACACUCACACUUUCUGGUAAUGAUCACAAUGAGGCUCUUCAAUGGAUAGAGUCUCCUCCUAAUCGCAAUGAUGAUGAUAAUGAUAAUGCAGUUAAGUGUAAGGUAUGUUUUGAAGAAUUUUCCGAUGACCGAUCACUUUGUAACCAUUGGAUGGAAAAUCAUGAAAGGGAAGCAUAUUGGUUAUUCAUGAGUUAUGCAUGUGCAAUUUGUCUUGAUUCCUUCACCAACAAGAAACUUUUGAAAUCGCAUGUUCAGAAUAGACAUCAUGUGCAGUUCAUCAAACACUGCUUGCUUUUGAAAUGUAAUGCUUGUGGUGGCAAUUUUGGAAUUAUGGAUGAAUUAUGGUUGCAUGUUAGGUCAGUUCACUCUUCAGAAUUCAAGGUAACCAGAGUUCCUAAUCCACUAACUUUGACAACUGAAGAUGAUUCUCCAAGCAUGAUUGAGCAUGAAAACGAAGCUUCUUUGGAAGAACCUCAAACUAACAAUCUCAAUAUUUUACCGAUUGCUUCCACAACUUCUUGCGAAGUUAACCUCGAAGCUUCGUUGAAGGAGAAAUUUGGAUAUUUGCCAGAAAGACGUCAUUUGAAGGCAACAGGAGAUUGCAGUCGGAGAGAAAUGCUUGAGAAUUCGCAUCAGGAUGAGAUUCACUCUGUCAAUAGUCCACACUCGGGUUCGUUGCAAAAGGCUAUAAUUUUAUGCGAAGACAUAAGCUUUGGGAAGGAAUCAACUCCGGUAAUUUGUGUAUUGGAUCAAGAAAUACUGAAUUCUCUUUUCGAGAAAGAGCGAUACAUAAAUCUUCCUAGUCCUUGGGAAUGCUUUUCUUAUGUGACAAAACAGAUGCUUGAUCGAUUUCCUAGUCACAAUCACGAGGAGAGCCUGCAAAUGAGAUGUUCUUGCUCCUCUUCUUCAUGUUGUCGUAAAACGUGUGAUCAUAUAUACCUUUUCGAUUAUGGUCUUGAUAAUGCCAAAGAUAUAUUCGGGAAACCAAUGCACGGAAAGUUCCCAUACAAUAAAAAUGGUCGACUCAUGUUGAAGGAAGGUUAUUCUGUGUACGAGUGUAACAAUUUGUGCAGAUGUAGUAAAACAUGCCAGAACAGAAUAUUGCAGAAGGGAGUUCAAGUUAAAUUGGAAGUCUUUAAAACAAAGGAAAAGGGAUGGGGAGUUAGGGCUGGCGAGGACAUUCUUUGUGGAACGUUCGUGUGUGAGUAUAUUGGAGAAGUUGUAGAAAAGACGGAGGUGCACAAAAGACGAGAAAGAUAUGGAACAGAAAACGGUGAAUAUUUCUAUGACAUUGGUGCUCACAGUAAUGAUAUGAGUGGAAUUACCGAAGGAAAUGCCCGCAGAUACAUUAUUGAUUCUACUCGAUAUGGAAAUGUGUCUAGAUUCAUUAAUAACAGUUGUUCACCGAAUCUUGCAAAUUACCAAGUUUUUAUAGAGAGCAUAAAUAGUGAGCAUGCACAUAUUGGUCUUUAUGCAAAUAGAGAUAUUGCUUUGGGUGAAGAGUUGACAUAUAGUUAUCAGUAUGAGUUUGUUGGUGGAGAAGGAUAUCCUUGUCUUUGUGGAUCCUUGAAGUGCAGAAAGUUGUGCAUAUGUUAA
Molecule: messenger RNA, 3135 nt
Organism: Lathyrus sativus (Indian pea)
Lineage: Eukaryota; Viridiplantae; Streptophyta; Magnoliopsida; Fabales; Fabaceae
Source: the annotation of a GenBank genome assembly